Molecule: messenger RNA, 2717 nt
Organism: Myripristis murdjan (pinecone soldierfish)
Lineage: Eukaryota; Metazoa; Chordata; Actinopteri; Holocentriformes; Holocentridae
Product: inactive phospholipid phosphatase 7-like
Exons: 3
Coding region: 457-1320 (287 amino acids)
Cellular component (GO): nuclear envelope
Molecular function (GO): sphingosine-1-phosphate phosphatase activity
Source: RefSeq, a predicted model, not a curated record
UGAGCACUGUGUGGAUGUAUGUGGGUGAUUGUUCACUUUUACAGAUUAUAUCAAGCUGGAACAAUUUCGCUCUGCACUGCAAUUCCUCGUAUUGUUCCUUAAAUGUGCACUGAAGGAUGGUUUAAUGGAAAUGAAGUGCACAGGGGAGAUUUGAGUGAUGCUCUAUGGGCCAUAUACAUCCGUCGCAUGAUCGUGUUUCACGGGAUUGGCCGAAGCAAAUGCCAGUCAACCCUGUCUUCAUGCCUGCAUGGGUCGCGGUAUAAACAGCAUGGCCAAGGCACAUUCCACUCGGUCUAAAUAUAUCUAUUAAGGCCACAGGAGGGGGAGGACUGGUGUAGGGGUUUAUCCUGGGACAUUUCACUGUCGUGGGUGCCCAAAUCGGUUGAAUUGUCUUUCGAAGAUUAUCAAUCAAUUGUUUUGUUUCACCCAAGGAGGCGAAGUUGCCCCAACAGAAACAUGCCCUCUAGUCACAGCUUGAGAUCCAGGAGGCGGGACAGAAACAGCGUCCUGAGCCGACCUGAGUUCUUGUCCCUGAACCAGCCCCUCCGAGGCGGCGGCCCAUCUGAGAGCCGAGGCAGCGCAAGGCGACCGGGUCAAAUCAAACACCAAACAAGCCAGCCAUGCGAAGAACCUACCGACAGUGCCAGCAAGGAGCGGAAAGAGCCCAGCAAAAUGCCCGAGGAAGACUGUAUGCAGCUGAACCCCUCGUUCAAGGGAAUAGCAAUGAACGCCCUCCUCGCCAUUGACAUCAGCCUAUCCAAGCGCAUGGGGGUCUGCGCCUACACGUCGUCGUCCUGGGGAGGAUGCCGGUCCAUGGUCGCACUGCUCGCGCUUACGGGACACGGCAUCACGUGGAUCAUUGGCACUAUCGUGUGUCUCACGAGGAGUAAUACUCUGGCUGGGCAAGAGGUCCUGGUCAACCUGCUGCUGGCCCUGAUCCUAGACGUCAUGACUGUGGCAGGAGUCCAGAGACUGGUGAAGCGCAGAGGACCCUGGGAGAUGACGCCGGGUUUCCUGGACUAUGUCGCCAUGGACACAUACUCUUUCCCCGCUGCACAUGCCAGUCGGGCUGCCAUGGUCUCUAAAUUCCUGCUGUCCCACCUCGUUCUGGCCGUGCCGCUCCGCAUCCUGCUGGUGCUCUGGGCCUUCCUGGUGGGCAUGUCCCGGGUGCUGCUGGGGAGGCACCACCUGACCGACAUGGUGUGCGGCUUCGCUCUGGGCAUGCUGCACUUUAGCUUGAUGGAGACUGUGUGGUUGUCAUCAAGCACUUGUCAGACUCUCAUUUCCAUAGGCACCCUUAGCUGGAGCCCCUUUAACUGAGCCUUUGAUAUCUAGUUAGCUAGUUCUACGAAGCCGAUUUGAUGCUCCAUCAUGUUAUGGAGUUAGGAAGGUCUCGUAAACUUCUUUGCAAAAAUCAGAGAUUCUGCAUAUUGCAUAUUGUGAAUACUUCUACAGGCCUAAAUGCAACGUCAAAGACACAUCAGGCAGGUCAAGAGAGUUCACAAAGCCUUUUUAAAUGCUUCAAAAAAUCUCUGAUUUAAUCCACCUACACACCUUUACUGCUUCCUCAUCUCAAGUUAGGACUAGCUGAGCAGGUGAAAGAAAGAGAAAUUACUAAUUGGCAAGGAUUUGACAAAAGCACAAUGUAGAAUGUUUAUGUCUUGAUAUUCCUUUUGGAAUAAACAACAUCACUACCGCCCACAUCCUUUGCUGAACCUCUUUCUAUUCACUAAAUUCUUGCAAGAGUCCCUGUGCCUCUUCCUCUUUACUCAAUUACCUCUUUUUACUUCCCUUUCUGUUACUUCUUCCUCUACCCUGCAUUUUUUUCAAAGGUUUGAGCUUUUCCUUUGGAUGUGAUUGCUAAAUCAGAUAGAGAUGUAUGAUUAGAUGUAUCUAAAAUGUAUUAAAUAAACAAAAUUUGGAUAUUCCACAAUGUCCCUCGUCAGCAUGGUAGUGAAGUUGUUUGUGCAUUUCUCACUGAAAUUCUGUAUUCUACUGAAAGAUGUUAUAGUUUUUUAUGUUACUGAAAUUUUCUGUUUAUGUAAAACAAAUAGCACAUUUGCUAUGUGGGAUGAAGGAUUUUUUACUGGACACUCAAAUGGAAUUUCGAUCACUUCGAUCACUUAGACGCUUAACUGAACUGAAGCCGACUAUUGAACUGCAAAAGCUCUCACAUUACAACUUCCUGAUCUGCAGUAACAGACAAUCACCUGUCUGUUUGUCAGUGGUGCUGAUCGUACGCUGAACAACGGAAGGAUGUGUGUGUGUGUGUGUGUGUGUGGGUGUGUGUGCACGAGUGGAUGCAUGUGCAAGAUAACAACUUUGAAAUAUCAGUUUUGAUCAAACUAUGCCUUUUCUUUAAUGCAUUACAUACUUUUUUGAAUGUUUAUUUUAUGAACAGUGAAACCACAUUUUUUUGCUGCAGCAAAAAUAUUUCAGUGGUUUGGGUCUCUGUAAAUAUAGUAUGUGUAUAUCAGCAUUUCUUUUUUUUUUUUUUUAAAUCUUUUUAAAGACAAAUGACUAUGUUGUCUUUUCACUGUGGUUUUUCUCUCAUUAAGAAAAGGAGGUGGACAGUCAGUCAUUAAAAUGUUGAAUGCCUUCUUUAGUAUUACAUUAUUUGUGCAUGGUUAUAAAUAUGCCAUUUACAAUUAACAUUUUUGUUGUUUUCCUCUUGAUUUUCUGGUUGAGUUGUAUGCUGAUGAGUGUGUGAGUGUGUG